Molecule: messenger RNA, 321 nt
Organism: Acaulospora colombiana
Lineage: Eukaryota; Fungi; Glomeromycota; Glomeromycetes; Diversisporales; Acaulosporaceae
Source: the annotation of a GenBank genome assembly
CUCGACAAGAAGAACAAUUGGUUGAGGCGCCAAGCAAUUGUAAUCAUCCUUCAACAACUGCGAGAAGUCGUAAAGGGACAGACUGAUGAGACCCAUCUGAUGCAAUAUCUUGACAUUUUUCGGCGAGCCCUCUGGCCAGAUGGGAAACUCAAGCCCCCCGAGCUUGCUGCAAAUAUGAUUGGUCGCUCAAAUGCGAGACGAGGGGCAAGACGCAUGUUUGCUGUGCUUCAAAACCGAAGGCUCAACCAGCACCUAGUCUAUACGGUAUUCGAUGAGAUAAUGGCAGCCCUAUUCCCAGAAGCCGUUUUUAGCCCUCCCUAG